GGGCCCGUUAAAUGCCGCGGGGCUGGCGGGAGGGGUGAAGCGUUUCCCUGGCCAUGGCUGAGGUUGCCUCGCAGGAGCUCCUGCUGGCUGCAGCGUUUGUCUCUGAUGCUCAGUACAACAGAAAUAUUCCUUUUAAGACUUCCCCUGAGGCUGUCAGGCUUUAUUAUCUCUAUAACCGCUGGUUUAUGCGAACAGCCACCUACUUCUUCAUCUUUCUCAACCUCUCCCUUGCAGUGUUUGAAGAACCUGCUGUGUAUCCACUCCCUUUCCUGGCCACUUCUUUAGUGGAGGUGUUGUGCCUUCUGGUGUUCUUUGGCCGACUGAUGCAUUUUGCAAAAAUCACCCAUCGUAAUGUAUUUUGGAAGGAUACUAAGAACAUCUGCAUCAUGGUUGCAAUCCUGCUAUCUCUGACUGAUUUGGCCAUAUAUGGGGCCCUCAGGAUAUACAACAUAAAGAGUGUUCGAUGGUCGAGAAUAGUGAGGCCCAUCUUCCUGAUCAACUUUGCAGAGAGUCGCCAGAUUCGAAGAGCCUUCCGCAGCAUCCGCAACACACUGCCAGAGAUCACCUAUGUCUUCUUGCUUUUCAUGUUUAGCCUUCUCAUGUUCUCCCUCAUGGCCCUGAAGCUGUUUGGUGAGAGGAACCUCCAGACAGCAGAAGGCUUACCAUAUUUUAGAGACUACCUAGAAAUUGUGUUCGACCUCUAUGUGUUGGUGACGACAGCAAACAGCCCGGAUGUCAUGAUGUCUCAGUUGGCUAUCCAAAACAUUCUGCAGUUCAUCUGGAAGAUGGCUUUGUUUUGUUUAUUUCCCCGUCUGUCUGCUCAGCAAGUAAUCUCUCUUUCCUCUAGGAUGCCAGCGUUUGACUUCAGCUCCUGGUAUGCCCUGUUCUUCAUUGCCUUUGUCAUCGUCAACACUUACAUCUUCAUGUCACUCUUCCUGGCUGUUGUGUACAACAACUACAAAAAACACCUGAAGAAUGAGAUCCGUACUCUUGCUUACAUGAAGCGCCGCAAGAUGAUAGAGGCCUUCAACCUCCUGAAGGAAGAGGAGGGAACGCAGUUUGUGGUUAGAGAAGCCAUGUGGAAGCAGCUUGUCAAACUGGUGGCUCCUGAUAUCAGCAACUCCCACAGAGAGUUGCUGCUACGCAUCUCAGAUGAUGAGCAGAAGGGUUUCAUAGACAAGAAGUCCUUUUUACAGCUGGCAGAUCUGCUGAACAUCCAGGUGAUUACCCUGAAAAUACGCAGCCAUCCAUUGGGGCAGUGGAUGCCUCGUGUAUACAGAUCAGCAGUGAGUCAGUUCCUGCGCAGCGUGGUUAGGCACAGGGGAUUUGUUUGGACUUAUGAUGUGAUCAUUCUAAUAAAUGCAGUCUUCAUUGCUCUGGAUGAGGAAAGCCCUUAUAUUUCUUAUGCAGAGUGGGUCUUCCUUGCUUUAUAUAUAAUUGAGAUACUCCUGAAAGUAUACACGUACGAACCAAGGGCAUUCUUUGGCAAAAAUCAGUUCUGGAACUGGUUUGAUACCCUCAUCAUCUUUGCUGCCCUGACUGCAACGAUACUCAAUACCACCCUGAAAUCGACCACGAAGUAUAACAGUCAACGAAUCCUGGACAUUGUCUUCAUAUUAAGGGUCCUCAGGCUAAUAAGGAUUGUUGACAGCAUUCAAAGGUUCCGAGUCAUCAUGAACACGCUGAUAAACAUCGUGCCGACCAUGCUGACAUUUGGAGGGCUGACUCUGGUUGUGUACUGCAUAUUUGCUAUCAUUGGUAUGGAGUUAUUCCAUGGGAAAAUCCAGUUCUUCCCUCCGAACUCAAAUGCUCCUUAUGCCUUGGAAUGUGGAAACCCAGCUCUCAAGGAUUCUUUGUUUGCCCGUGGAAAAUACUGCAAGAACAACUUCAACAACUUUGCAUCUUCCUUCAUUGUUCUGAUGGAGCUUACUGUAGUCAAUCAGUGGCAUGUCUUUGCCAAUGGAUUUGCCAACGUGACUGCUCAGCCUGCGAAGCUUUAUUUCAUUGCCUUCCACAUUGUGAUGGUUAUAAUUAUUGUCAACAUCUUUGUGUCAUUCAUCUUGGAAGCUUUCUUUGUGGAGUACUCUCUAGAGAAGAGUGAAGUGGAGACAGCCAUUGAGCAGAAAAUCCAGGAGCUGGGAAUGGGAGUUCAAGAGGAGGCUCUCCAGGAUGAACAACUCCUUGAUAACAUGGAGAGUCCUGACAAUGACCUUGAGGGAGAAGGUGGAACAAAGGCACAGCCUAAAGGGCUGGUGUUUAAAAUUGCCUCCAAACGGUACAGGACAGUUGAUGCUCUGCUUCAGCGUAUGUUUGAGGCAGAGAUACCUCUUGAAGACGAAGGCCCUUCUUUUGAAGAGAUCUUAAACUUGUCCCCUGCCACUGCUGUACCUGGUGAUCUUACUUCUGAAAGAGCUGUGUAACUGGGGGCAGAAACAGUGGUCGACAAGGAGGAGCUGAUCCUCAGCUGCACGGGUUUCCAGCAUGUUUUCUGGCUGCCUGCCUUCAGUCACUGUGGUCAGGUACAUCAUGGACGAGAUUAAGCAGUUGAAGGGGCAGCUGAUGCAGGAAAUGGUGUUAUCAUGUAAAGGAGCUUUAUCUCAUGUAAAGUCUCACAUAAAUGUGGAAACUGGAAAUGCUCUCACGGGAGAGCAGGUGGAGGGUUUGCGUAUACGGCUGUGCAAGCCAAGUGCAGUAUUCAAUAUGUUAUGAAAUACCUAUUCCUUGUAACUGGAAUCUUGUAUUACAGCACUUUUGUAUGCAUAUAUGGAGCAAAGUAAGCUGCAUUAAACAGUUCUUGUUAGUACACUAAA
Gallus gallus (chicken) is the source of this 2810-nucleotide messenger RNA. RefSeq names its product two-pore calcium channel 3 (gene TPCN3). NCBI's taxonomy places the organism in Eukaryota, Metazoa, Chordata, Aves, Galliformes, Phasianidae. Gene Ontology annotation, cellular component: membrane. Gene Ontology annotation, biological process: monoatomic ion transport; transmembrane transport. The record is from RefSeq and is a predicted model, not a curated record. Bases 54 to 2420 code for a protein of 788 amino acids. Gene Ontology annotation, molecular function: monoatomic ion channel activity. The transcript has 19 exons.